AUGUCUUCAAUCACUCUCAACCCUCCUAUACCUCGCACGCGCGCCCGGGCGUACUCCGAGGACCAAUGGGGCCAGAAGAAAGCGCUCUUCUCGCGAUUGUACCGGGACAAAGGCAAGAGCCUUCGUGAUGUACAAGCAAUACUUGCAGAAGAGUACGGUUUUCAUCCCGCAGUGGCUAUGCUGAAGACUCGGAUCCAGAAGUGGGGCCUUGAUCGAAAGAAGAAACAGCCUGAUAUGCUCUAUGCUCUGCGGAUCGUCCUCGAAAGACAAGCCUUGAGAAAAGACACAAGUUUUGUCAUCCGCGAUCGAGUGGUGAAGUCGGACGACAUCAAGAGAUAUAAGCGCAAAGGUGUGCUCGAUUUACAAGCACUUCUUCGGGAGUCGCCUGCUGCGGAUGCUACAACAGAGAUCGAAUGUCACACUCCCGAAACUGUGGCAACCUUUGAAAUCCCGGAAACGAACGUACAAGCAUUGGCAGCACCUGAUCUGGAUGGCAACCGCGUCACCGGUGGAAACCUGGAAGCCACACUCGAUCCUGGUCAUGUCGACUCUGUCGUCUCGUCAACUCAAGAGAUGAACCACUUGGAUGCCCUGCUGUACCACAGCCGGGUUUACUACGACUCUGUUUUUCAAACUUCUACCUGGCACGACAGUUUCAGCCGCCAAUCGCUGAGACCAUCGGAGGGCUUUUAUGAUCUUUUCCUGGGUGGCCAGGCUUUUCUUUACCUCGGUUUCGUCCCUUCAGCAUUCUGUAUGUUUAACCUUGCUUUCAACGAGGCCAGCCUGCUUUUGACGCAACAGCAUAUUUUGUCUCUCCUAUAUUUCUACAGCAUCAUACUCCCCAACCGGGUCCAUCCCGGCCAGGAAGUCUUGGUUCAGCUAUUCCGAUUUAUCAUGGAAAAGGUACAGACCCGUCAUUCGCAGAUGCACUGCAUUCAUCGUUCCAUGUCCAUCAUCAACAGAUUGUCUAUUAGUGACAGAGGGGAAGCAUCGAGUCGUGUUUUCCAAGCCAUCUUCGAUCGCCUGCGAAUGCCGGGCUCCAACGAUUCUAAGCCGCUAGAAAUCGAUCCCAAUACGACUUACGAAACGUUGGGCUAUUCCGGCCGCUACUGGAGUCUCGGUUUCCUGAAACCGCUUUCAGCGGCAGUGCAAAGCAUAGCUAGAAAGAACCCCUCUGCUUUCGACGUCCCACCUGCGGGUGAGACAACAUUUCGCACCAUGGGGUGCUGCUCAUGCAACGCCACAGUGAUGGCAGGAAUGACGACACACGGCAGAUAUGAGCACUCGCGAGUAGAGACGGGCGAGCAUCACGACAGCAAAUACUCCAACACCGUAGCACUUGGGAACAGUGAAGGAGAUUCUGCAGAAUCCGAGAAGACGCCACGGGAACGACAACAAUUCUUAUACGCUUCUGCCACCUCGAAGCCCGCUCAGGACUUCAUGGCAAUCGCACCGAGUGGAGAAGGACUUCCUCUAUUCGAUUGA
Molecule: messenger RNA, 1485 nt
Organism: Cladophialophora carrionii CBS 160.54
Lineage: Eukaryota; Fungi; Ascomycota; Eurotiomycetes; Chaetothyriales; Herpotrichiellaceae
Exons: 2
Coding region: 1-1485 (494 amino acids)
Source: RefSeq, a predicted model, not a curated record